UUAUUUGUCACAGAGCACUUUUUUUUAAAUGCAGUUGCAUACGAUCGCUUCAUUGCAAUCUGCAACCCACUGUUGUAUACUGCUCUCAUGUCCAAAAAGCUCUGUUAUUUGCUCGUGGCUGUUUCGUACCUAACAAGUUGUGUGAAUGCAGCGGUCCAGACUUCAUUUAUAUUUAGUUUGUCCUUCUGUAGAUCCAACAUCAUCAACCAUUUCUUCUGUGAUGUGGUCCCUAUUCUAAGGCUCUCCUGUUCAGAUACAAGAGUCAUUGAUAUGAUUCAUUAGUUCUCAACAGCAGUUGUAUCAAUACCUAUCCUGGGUAUUCUGGUGUCUUACAGUUACAUACUUGUCACCAUCCUUCGGAUCAGCUCAGCCGAGGGCAGACGAAAAGCCUUCUCCACCUGUGCCUCCCACCUUACAGCUGUCACCAUUUUCUAUGGCACAGUUGCUUUCAUGUACUUAAGGCCCAGUUCAAAAUAUUCAGUGGAGCAAGACAAAAUCAUCUCUGUGUUUUACACCCUUGCAAUACCUAUGCUGAAUCCACUCAUCUACAGUCUGAGAAACAAGGAGGUAAAAGAGGCUUUCAAAAGGAUGGUUGGGGAAAGGAUUAUCUCUCAGAGAUGA
Messenger RNA from Lacerta agilis (Sand lizard), 621 nucleotides. RefSeq names its product olfactory receptor 1019-like. NCBI's taxonomy places the organism in Eukaryota, Metazoa, Chordata, Lepidosauria, Squamata, Lacertidae. Gene Ontology annotation, biological process: G protein-coupled receptor signaling pathway; sensory perception of smell. Gene Ontology annotation, molecular function: olfactory receptor activity; odorant binding. Gene Ontology annotation, cellular component: membrane. The record is from RefSeq and is a predicted model, not a curated record.